Messenger RNA from Cyphomyrmex costatus, 1052 nucleotides. RefSeq lists its product as uncharacterized. NCBI's taxonomy places the organism in Eukaryota, Metazoa, Arthropoda, Insecta, Hymenoptera, Formicidae. The record is from RefSeq and is a predicted model, not a curated record. The transcript is spliced from 2 exons. The coding region runs from base 92 to 502 and encodes 136 amino acids.
ACAGUUUGUACUGAUCAUUUAUUUAGCAUCACUAUGAAACUUUACAAAUAAUCAUCAUAUAAUUCUUGCAGUUCUCAUCUUCAUUUGCAAUAUGAAAAUGACAUCCAUAACGGAGAACAGGGACAUUAUGGUGCAAAAAAAUUUGUCAGAAUGGUGGAGCAAAGAAACCGAAUACAUUUUCCAGAGAAUUGAGAGAUGGGCGGCCUUUGCACGUGGUUACAAUCGUUUUCAAUCGCAAAGGUGGUUCAAGACUCAGCAAAUAAUUCAAAAUAACUGGAACAUGUUUUCCAACGAAACUCCGACACAACUGCAUAGUCUCAAACAAUCCAAAUGGAAAUUGUCUCCGGAGGAGAUUAAAAUAAACUGCUGCGGUACUUUCAAUUAUCAAUCAAACAGUAAGCUGGACAGCAACUGUUUAGAAACAUACCAGUAUGACCAUAGCAUCUACUUCAAGACUAUCGGGGAUAUUAUAAAUGAUAAGAGACAUCAAAAUCAGAAUUAGGACGAUGCAUUUAUCAGCAGCGAUGAGUAAAUUGAGAGGGAUGCUAUAGAACUCACCGAACCGAUUUCUAAUAAAUCAUUUUACAAAGAAAUCAAUAAUGUUUCAAAUACUGUUGUUGAACAGAGCAGAGCGACGUAAAAUAUCUGGCCAAUCGUGUAUCUACUCAAAUUUAACCCGAAUCUGAUAAAUUAUCGAAGAACAGACAAGUGGCUCUCUCGUUUGGCUGAAGGUAAUCAUAGACGAGAUAGAAGGCAAAUGAAGAACAAUAAUAUAAUAUCUUUAGAUAAUUUAGUGAAUAAAAUGGAUAAGGCAGAUCAAAAAGAUGAUAUAAACUAUUUAAAGAAUCAGGAAAGAAGCACUUUUCGGUCGUUCCAAAAAAAAUUAACGAUCUUCCAUGAAUCCGUGGGGAUUAUCAAUUGUCAAUGAAAACAACGUUGUUCGGGAGUUCUUUUAAAUUAGGUACACUAAUAAUUUCGUUGUAGCCAGCAACUCUUCAAAAGAUCAAUAAAAGUAAAAAACGUCGAGCGGAAAAAUUUGCAUAUAUAUAUAU